AUGAGUUGCAGACAAUUCUCCUCUUCUUACCGGAGCCAAGGCAGCUCCAGGGGUGGCGGGGGCAGCAUGAUGUCCUCGUUCGGUCGCGUCAGCUCCUCAGGGGCCUCUGGAGGAGGGGGCCGAUUCAGCUCUUCCAGUAGCUAUGGAGGGGGGCGCUCCGGGGCCUGUGGGAGGGGAGGUGGUGGCAGUUUUGGCUCCAGCUACGGUGGAGGAUCUGGGGGUGGUUUUAGUGCUGGUAGCUUCGGUGGAGGUUCCAGGCGCUUCGGUGGUGUGUCUGGAGGGGGCUUUGGGGGUGGAUCUGGAGGAGGCUUUGGAGGCUCUGGGGGCUUUGGGGGUGGAUCUGGAGGAGGCUUUGGUUUUGGUGGCGGUUCUGCAGGAGGCUUUGGGGGAUCUGGGGGCUUUGGCGGUGACUUUGAUGGUGGUGCUGGUGGUAUUCUGGGCGCUGAUGAGAAGACCACCAUGCAGAACCUCAAUUUCCGGCUGGCCUCCUACUUGGAUAAGGUGCAGGCACUAGAGGAAGACAACAAUAAACUGGAGGGUAAGAUCCGGGAGUGGUAUAACAAGCAGGGACCCAUGGCCUUCCAAAAGGAUUACUCCCCCUACUAUGACACCAUCGAAGACCUCAAGAACCAGAUUCUGGACACCACAGUGGGCAACCAUAAGACUCUCCUGGAUCUUGACAACAUUCGCAUGACAUUGGAUGACUUCAGGAUGAAGUAUGAGAUGGAAAGCACCUUGCGACAAGGAGUGGAGGCUGACAUCAAUGGCUUGCGGAAGGUGCUGGAUGAUCUGACCAUGCAAAAGUCUGACCUGGAAAUGCAGUAUGAGUCUCUGCAGGAGGAACUGAUUUUCCUCAAGAAGAAUCAUGAGGAUGAGAUGAAUCAGCUGACUGGGCAGAACUCUGGGGAUGUCAACGUGGAGAUGAAUGCUGCUCCUGGCAAAGAUCUCACCAAGAUCCUCAAUGACAUGCGCGAGCAGUACGAGAGGAUCAGUGCUAAGAACCGUAGGGACAUUGAAGAGCAAUAUGAGACUCAGAUGAGCCAGAUGGAGCAGGAAGUGACGAAUAGUGGCCGGGAGAUGGAGUCCAGCAACAAGGAGGUGACCCAGCUCCGGCACAGCGUCCAGGAGAUGGAGAUUGAGCUGCAGUCUCAUCUCAGCAAGAAAUCGGCCCUGGAGAAGUCCUUGGAAGACACCAAGAACCGCUACUGUGGCCAGCUGCAGCAGUUGCAGGAGCAGAUCAGUAACCUGGAGGCUCAGCUCACUGAGAUCCGGGGAGAGAUUGAGUGCCAGAAUCAGGAAUACAGCGUUCUGCUCAACAUCAAGACACGGCUGGAGCAGGAAAUUGCGACUUACCGCAGCCUCCUUGAGGGUGGCCAGGAGGACUUUGAAUCUCAUGAAUCUGGACAAAGGCGCUCUGGAGGUGGCAGAGGAAGUGGAUAUCACGGUGGAAGUGGAGGCAGUCAUGGAAGAGGAUCCUGGGGAGGAAGUGGAGGUAGCCAUGGAAGAGGAAGUGGAGGCAGCUAUGGAGGAAGAGGUAGUUCUGGAGGAGGAAGUGGAGGUAGCCACGGAGGAGGAAGUGGUGGCAGCUAUGGUGGAGGAAGUAGUUCUGGAGGAGGAAGUGGAGGCAGGGGAGGAAGUGGAAGUGGUGGCAGCUACGGAGGAGGAAGUGGAUCUGGAGGAGGAAGUGGCGGCAGCUACGGAGGAGGAAGUGGAUCUGGAGGAGGAAGUGGGGGCAGCUACGGAGGAGGAAGUGGAUCUGGAGGAGGAAGUGGCGGCAGCUACGGAGGAGGAAGUGGAUCUGGAGGAGGAAGUGGCGGCAGCUACGGAGGAGGAAGUGGAUCUGGAGGAGGAAGUGGCGGCAGCUAUGGAGGAGGAAGUGGAAGACCAUCUCAGUCCCAGUCCUCUUCCUCAAAAUCUGGUGAAUGUGAUGAUACACAAGGCUAUCAGAUUCGAUACUAGAGCUCCUGUAAGUGUUUUUGGCUCCGCCUCAGCUGAGUGUCCCCCAGACGGGCAGCCCCCCGACAAAGCCUGCUUAUUGCCUUCUGACAUCAAGGAUGGCUGGCAACGAGUCCCAGGGCUCAUUUGGGACUGGGCUGAAUGGGCAUGUGUGCCUCUGGCUGCUCACUGGCUCCCUCCCCUAGGAGGGUUGGGGAGACCUCUCUUCCAACUGUCUGGUCUGGGGGUGAUCCCACU
Lynx canadensis (Canada lynx) is the source of this 2193-nucleotide messenger RNA. It is a transcript of the gene KRT9, whose product is annotated as keratin 9. Gene Ontology annotation, cellular component: keratin filament. Lineage: Eukaryota; Metazoa; Chordata; Mammalia; Carnivora; Felidae. Gene Ontology annotation, molecular function: structural molecule activity. Bases 1 to 1959 code for a protein of 652 amino acids. The record is from RefSeq and is a predicted model, not a curated record. The transcript is spliced from 10 exons.